AUGGCCCACGGGCGGACAGCCAGCCAAUCACAACCCGAGCAGCGCCUGCCGGCUCCACCAAUCCCAGCCCGCCAAUUCCCGCCGCGCUCGGAUCCGCGACUCCCCGCGGUCCCCUCAAGCGCUGCUCCCGCCGCCGCCAUUGCUGUGGCCGCGUCCGCCCGCUCCCCGCCGCCUGCCCGCUUCCCUGGACCAGAACCUGAUCCCGACCAGGACCUGAACUGGAAGCUACCGGCCGCCCUUCCCGUCCGCAACAGCGCCUGCCGAGGCAGCGGCAGCGGGGACGCUGCUCCGCCGGCUCCCAAAGCGGCGGUGGCGGGAGCGGCGCCUCAGACGGCGGACGGAGAAAGGCGGGCCGUGAUUGGCAGGUUUAGGAGCCGUCAGGCUGAGGCCGGUGGGAGCGUAGGGCGGAGCUCGCAGGCGGCGGCGGCGGCGGCGGCGGCGGCGGCUCAGACGGCGGACGGAGAAAGGCGGGCCGUGAUUGGCAGGCUUAGGAGCCGUCAGGCUGAGGCCGGUGGGAGCGUAGGGCGGAGCUCGCAGGCGGCGGCGGCGGCGGCGGCGGCGGCGGCGGCUCAGACGGCGGACGGAGAAAGGCGGGCCGUGAUUGGCAGGGUUAGGAGCCGUCAGGCUGAGGCCGGAGGGAGCGUAGGGCGGAGCUCGCAGGCGGCGGCGGCGGCGGCGGCGGCGGCGGCGGCGGCGGCUCAGACGGCGGACGGAGAAAGGUGGGCCGUGAUUGGCAGGGUUAGGAGCCGUCAGGCUGAGGCCGGUGGGAGCGUAGGGCGGAGCUCGCAGGCGGCGGCGGCGGCGGCGGCGGCGGCGGCGGCGGCGGCUCAGACGGCGGACGGAGAAAGGCGGGCCGUGAUUGGCAGGGUUAGGAGCCGUCAGGCUGAGGCCGGUGGGAGCGUAGGGCGGAGCUCGCAGGCGGCGGCGGCGGCGGCGGCGGCGGCGGCGGCGGCUCAGACGGCGGACGGAGAAAGGCGGGCCGUGAUUGGCAGGGUUAGGAGCCGUCAGGCUGAGGCCGGUGGGAGCGUAGGGCGGAGCUCGCAGGCGGCGGCGGCGGCGGCGGCUCAGACGGCGGACGGAGAAAGGCGGGCCGUGAUUGGCAGGCUUAGGAGCCGUCAGGCUGAGGCCGGUGGGAGCGUAGGGCGGAGCUCGCAGGCGGCGGCGGCGGCGGCGGCGGCGGCGGCGGCGGCUCAGACGGCGGACGGAGAAAGGCGGGCCGUGAUUGGCAGGCUUAGGAGCCGUCAGGCUGAGGCCGGUGGGAGCGUAGGGCGGAGCUCGCAGGCGGCGGCGGCGGCGGCUCAGACGGCGGACGGAGAAAGGCGGGCCGUGAUUGGCAGGGUUAGGAGCCGUCAGGCUGAGGCCGGUGGGAGCGUAGGGCGGAGCUCGCAGGCGGCGGCGGCGGCGGCGGCGGCGGCUCAGACGGCGGACGGAGAAAGGCGGGCCGUGAUUGGCAGGGUUAGGAGCCGUCAGGCUGAGGCCGGUGGGAGCGUAGGGCGGAGCUCGCAGGCGGCGGCGGCGGCGGCGGCGGCGGCGGCGGCGGCUCAGACGGCGGAGCUCGCAGGCGGCGGCGGCGGCGGCGGCGGCGGCCGCGCUCGCCAAACCCCCGUCCCCUUCUCCGGCCUUCUCUCGUGCCCAGGUCCCGGCGAAAAGACUCCCGCAGAGCCCCUACCGGAGAGCCCCAUCGGCACUCGGGGCAGGAGGCGGAGAGGAGUGUAG
Molecule: messenger RNA, 1716 nt
Organism: Melospiza georgiana
Lineage: Eukaryota; Metazoa; Chordata; Aves; Passeriformes; Passerellidae
Product: spidroin-1-like
Exons: 12
Coding region: 1-1716 (571 amino acids)
Source: RefSeq, a predicted model, not a curated record